AAACCUUUUUUUCAUCCAGUCGUCUUCGAUCGAUCUUGCUUGUGAGGUAACGAGAUGCCAUAGAAGACGAAGAGAAAGACAUUGAAAGAUUGUAUACGGCACUUUGCUCCAGCGCGGUUCGCUGCAAUCAUGGGCAUAUCUCAUCUGAACUCAUCUAUUUACUUGCGCUAAUGUUGUUACAAUACUAGGAACCGGAGCUAUUUCACACAACUUCCCCUAUGGUGCCGACUCGCCAGCCAUGAAGACAUUCACCUACUUGUUCUUCUUCCUCAACCUCGCAUUAUUGGUCCUCUUCAAUGCCUUCACCGUCUCUAGAUACCUGUUAUCCCCUGACAUCUGGUCAAUAAUGCUUCAGCAUCCGGUUCAGAGUUUAUAUGUCGGAUGCUACCCUAUGGGAGCUACCACUCUCAUCAAUAUCGCCGUAGGGCUGAUAUACCAGGAGGAUGGCUUCGGAGGCAGACACUUCGUUUGUCUCAUUAAAAUUCAUUUGGGGAUUCUGUGGUUAUGCUAGCUGAGAGUCGCGACGAGCGUAACUUGCAAAUGUUCGUUCCACCUCAGAUAUCGAUGCCCGGCCUGGACGACACAAGUUAUGCGACUCAUUCUGGUUUAUCGCCAUUCUCGUAUCUCUACUCUGAGUCCAAGCACCUCGGAAUUAUGGUCACAGACGCUCUCAUUGCUCGUGACGUCACGGUGCAACGCCUCCAGACCGCCGUCGCUUCCAUUCGGGACAAAGAACUUACUAUUGCGACGCUAGAGCGCGAGAAGAAAGAACUUCAAUUACUGAGUGAUCUGGGCAACGUUGUACUCGACGAAAACAAGGCGAGUCCGCUUCUGAAGGAGAGAACCGAGUUACUAGACAAGAUCGACCAGCUCGAGAAGUCGAAAGCGAGCCUCCUUCAGGAACUUAUAGAUCAGCAGAAGAACGAUAUGAAGCGGAUGGUUGGAAGUCCGAUGCUUAGUCCCAAUCUAGCGAGUGCCAGUGUUUCACCUCGUAUUCCUGCCAAGGACAGUCACGAUGAACGACUCGGGGAACGCUAUGCAAUCCUUUCGGAACUUGCUAUUCCUAUAGACAUGCCUUCGGAUACUCUGCUUCCCAUCGUGAUACCUCCACCUUUCAAUGUUCAUGAUUUCAUUGGGACAGUGACAGGUCCAUUCAAAAGCCAAUUAGCAAACUACCGUGUCUUCCAAGAGUACACUACUUCAUGGUGUCCCGACCGUGAAGAACAUGGUUACUUCCUCUCGCCUGUGUUCAAAUGCAUGACGAAUCCUCGUGCGUCUACUGCCCAUCGUUGGGUAGUGGUUGACCUUGCUUCCAAAAUGAAUCAAUCAAUGGAAUGUUUCUACAAUAAAGAAGGAAAAUGGUACUAUGCAGGCGUUUACAAAGCAUUCAGACUUGACGAUCUCUCGACCUCGGAGUGGGAUAAAUUGACUCCAGAAGCAUCGCAAGCUGUGAUCAAGGAGACACUCGCCGCUCGAAAGGGCACUUCUCCCCAGAACGGCUACGAAACAGGUCAACUAUAUGCAGCGGGCGCGCUCAAGGUUGCCUGUAUUGGCUUGCAAUGUAUCGGUUUCGACACUGCGUUGUACAAAGGAUUACUCGAGCAAGCGGACGUAUGCAGCAAGAGUGGUCGAUGGAGAGCCCCGCCUGUAGCUGGUUUAGGCAACCAGAAGGGAUGAAGAAUGUACUUUCAAGCACAGUUGAACUGGGCAAGGGAAUCGGGUUAAUCAAUGUGUAACGUUGGUGUGCAUGGGGUAUGUAUGGUUCCCUUUUUUUCUGUGAUGGACUCAAUACUCUGUUGCAACGACCGAACACUUCUUAAUCAUGCGUGUUGUUUGUGAUAUUUGUUUGUAUGCAUUGUUUCAUGUCUCGCCAAUACCUGUGAAUCUGUACUGUACAAACGAAUAACACAUAACCUAUAUAUC
Molecule: messenger RNA, 1923 nt
Organism: Somion occarium
Lineage: Eukaryota; Fungi; Basidiomycota; Agaricomycetes; Polyporales; Cerrenaceae
Source: the annotation of a GenBank genome assembly